GCAAUUAUUAUUAUAAUGUCUAAUUAUUGUGUCAGAUUUUAAUAACGAUUUUUUUGAUUUAAAAUGGAUGAACCUUGUGUAAUCGAAUCCGGAUAUUUUCCGGCCAACAAAGAAACUUAUCGAGGCGAUCUAAACUAUUCUUAUCAACGCACGGGAAAUGGGGAACAAAUUUGGCAAUGUAAAUCGUUUGAGCGAUAUCAAGGCGAUUUUUUUCAAGAUAGUUUACACGGUUAUGGUAGUUACACUUGGUUGCAACAGGACAAAAAGGAUUUUUUAGUCGAAGGUACAUUUUAUGGGAAUUUCAUUCACGGUUAUGCAACUAUAGCUUACGCAAAUAAAACAUAUUUCGAGGGAUUAAUCAAAAAAAAUAAACGAUUCGGACCCGGAGUUUUAACUUAUUUAGAUGGGACGCAAGAUGUGGGGUUAUGGAAUGGGAAUCAACUCUCCAGGAUUUGUUACACCAUUUUCCCCGAGCAUUUACCCAAAUUAGCUUAUUCCCCUUUGGGAAAAAUGAAAUUAUUAAAAUACAAAAAAUUAAUCCCUCUUUGCAACAAACAAAAAGAUCCCGCAGAAGAAAUUAUGAAAAAAUUGGGGGCCCCAAAACAAAUUUUUGAGUUAUCUCCUCAACUUUAUAACCCUUAUGUAAGAAAUAUAGAUAGUUUAUUAUUCGAUAAGAAACUCCACGACGCACAAAUUUACGAAGAAAACGAUUGUUUAAUCGACGUCCCGGCGAGUACUUCAGAUUUCCUCGAUUUAACGUUAAAAAAUAAAAAAAUUAAAGAUAAUUUAUCCCAAGUUUUCGAUUACUUGGUCGAAAACAAAAACGUCUUGAACAAAAUCCCCAAAAAUAAUCGAUUAAAUUACAUCGAAUCAAAAAUAAUCGAUGAAAAAUCCGAUUUAAUCGAAGACAUCAAUUUUAACUUAAUCAAAGAUCUCCUCGAUGUCUUCUUCGAGGAAUUAGAUGACCUUUUAGGUUACGAAUCCGGUGAGCGCAAUUUAAUGUUUAUCAAACAGGACAUUUUAAAACAACUCCCCAAAAAUAAAAACGAUGAUGUCCCAUUAAAAAAAGUUUUAGCAACCGACGUUUUAGCAUGGAACGAUUCCUCAGAAUCGAUCGACAUGUUAAAAUUCGCCUUCUUUAACAUUAAGCUAGAAAAAAAUGUCUCAUUUAACGUUCGAAAUUUAUUAAUCGGGAAUCGCUCAACGUUCUCAUCCCCCGGCGAUUACGAAUCGUGUUGUAUUCGAUUCCUCGAAGAAUCAUCGAUCGGAAAUGAUCGAUUAGCGUCGAAUUUAUUAAUGGAAAAAAAUGUUAACCCCGACGUUUGCGAUUCGAAAGGAAACGUAGCCGUUAUAUUUGCCGCCGCUAAAGAUAGAUGGCGGGUUAUAAAAAUGUUGUGUAAUUUCGGGGCCGAUUUAGAUAAAUUAAACGAUGAUGGAUUAUCCGCUUUAUCGAUGUGCAUCUUGAGAUAUAUCGCGUUUAAGAAAGAUAUAACCGAUUGGGAACGGGCGUUUUUAAAUGAUUCGGAAAAUGAUAAUAAUAAAAAGAAUAAAGGUGAAAAAGAGAAAAAUAAAAAAAUUAAAAUUAAAAACGAUGAUUCAAAAAAUGAUGAUUUAGAAGAUAAAAUUUUACAAUGGAGAGCGAAAAGUUCUUUGGUUGAUUUAAAAGCGACGUCGAUGACGUUAACUUUAGACGGGAUGAUUAACGAGGAAGAUUUGGCGAUUAAAAAUAGUAUAAUGGAAAGGGAGAGUUUAAUGGACGAUCUAAGUUUGAGGUCGAAUGAAAAAAAAAUUAUGGGGAUUUAUUACGAUGAUAUUAAAGGAUACAAUGUUAAUGUUGAUUAUCAAAAUUUUCAAGGUGAAUACGAAGUGACACCGGAUGAAAAACAAAAAUAUUUGUUUAAAUCGGAAAUUAUUAUACCGAAAGUAAAAAAAAGUAAAAAAGAAGGAAUAGGUAAAAAAUCUAAGAGUUCGAAAAGCUCGAAAAGUUCGAAAACUUCGAAAUCUUCUAAAUCAAGUAAAUCUAGUAAAACUGGUAAAUCAAGUAAGAAAAGUAAAUCGAAAAAAUCUUCAUCAGAAUUAGGAGAAAAGAAAAUAAAAAUCGACCCAAAAGAAAUAAUAAAACAAGAAUGUUCAAACAUAAUUUUAACAACGAUAAAAAUACUUUUACAACUUGGUUGCGAUCCAAAUCAUUGUAAAGUCCCACUUCCUUCGUUAUUGACAUCGAUUUACUGUGGGUGCGAUGAAAUCGUCGAUCUUUUACUUCAAUUUAACGCAGAUCCAAACAUUGUAUCCCCCAUCGACGGAUUAACACCUUUACUGGUAUUAUGUUGCCUACCAUUUUCAACAUCCAACGCCGAUAUGUUAGAUAAGCUCUUAAAAUCAAACGCAGAUCCUUACCAAAAAGCAUCCCCAAAUCAUUGGGGUGCAGAAAAAACGAAAUUAUUAGGAAAAAAUCGACCAGAAUCAUCCGAAAUAAUCGACGAGGGAAAAAACGCUUUGCAUAUUUUAUCGAUGCAUUACGAUUUCGAAUCGGAUUUAGAUAACAAUCAAUUAAGAAUGAUUACGAGUUUGACGAGUUAUGCGGAGGAUUUAAACAAGGAGAAGUAUCUUGAGCACACUCCGUUUUCGAUCGCGAUUUUAAGAGGAAAUUUGAAGCUUGUUAAUUGGUAUGUUGAGACGAAAUCGGUGGAGCCUUACGCUAUUUUUGGGGAAAACAUGGGGACGGCUUUGACUAUCUUAACUUUGAAGAGAUAUAACUCGAUUGUACGGAUUGAUAUGGCCGAAGAUGUUUACGAUUGCUUGAUUGGACUUAAUUUUAAUACUUUGGUGGAUAUUGGGGAUAGUGGCAAUGUGAUUGAGUUUAUUGAUGAGGAGUAUAAGGUAGUUGCUGAUAAGAAGGGGAAGAAGAAUAAAAAGGGGAAAAAUAAGUCGACAAAGGGAAAAAAGAAGAAUUUAAUCGAUGAUUUGGGUAAAUAUCUAGUUGAGAAAACGAGGAAUGUUUUGCAAAGACAUAUUUUGGCGAAGGCUUUUCAUUAUUUGCGAACCUUUAUCACAUUAUCAACGGAUCCUUCAGCGGAAAUAAUUAAAACUUUGAUUAAAUUUUUCGAUUUUAAGACGAUCCAACAAUUUCUGCAGAUACUCAUCGAUCGGGGAAUUAUCCAAUAUAACAAACUAAACGUGGUGGUUGUUUACAAAUUAUUAAACUUAAUGAACGACCUUUUAAAGAAGAAAGAUAAGCACAUCUUAAUCGGGGAUGUAUUUAACGGGCUCGAUUGGAAAAUGAAGCCGAUCGAUCGCCUUCCAGAACUUAUUGAGCCAGAGAUCGAUACAAAAGAAGAAAUUUACAAAGUUUGUUUUUAUUGCUGCAAAAAAAUCGAUAAGUUAUUAAUAGUCUGCCCAACUUGCGGCUUGGUUUACUUCUGCUCAAAAGAAUGCAACAAAAAGAGCAUCAAACACCCCUCAAUCCAUAACUGCAAAUACUUAUUUUACGAAAAAGAACUAAAAAGAAUGAAGGAAUGCUCAAAAUUAGGCAUCCCAUACAAAGAAUCAAAUCAACUCGAAGACGCGUUGUCGGAAGCCACAAAAUCCCUGUUCGAAGCAUUAGAAAAAAAAUUCGGAAAAGACAAAGCCUCAAAACUAUUAGAAGCCGCAAUGGCUGGGGGUGAAUUAGACAUCGAUAAAUUAAUGGACUCUUGCGAAUACAUCGAAAACUUAAUCGAAGAUAAAUUAGGAAUCUUAAACGCAGACGUUGAUCAACUCAAAGAAAGUCUUGGAGAAACCAUGCCGACUACUCAUCCAAUUUUAAAGGAUAAAUCUGGAAACGCAUCUGAUUUGGACUCACAAGGAAAAAAGGGGAAGAAAAAAAAAGGGGAUGAUGAUGAUGAUGAAGAUGGAAAGAAAGGGGGGAAAAAUAAAAAAAAGGGAAAAGACUCAAAAACAUCGAAAGAUGAACAGUUUGAUUCGAAAUUAGCCACAACUAAUUUAGACGAUGAUAAAAGUCAGAUGAAAAAGCCGUGUUAUUGUGAACCUUGCAUUAAAUACGUUGGUAAAAAGAAUCUUGAUGUUAAAACGAUCCCAAUUCAAUGCCAAUUCUUAUUGGAACAACUCGCCACAUUAUUUCCCGAUUUUGAUUUUACCGGGGCUAUGUGGCCCUUCGUCGUUUAUUGCGACGGACAGUUAUAUUAUAGGUUUAAAGAUAAAAAAUCGUUAUUUUUAGAAACGAUCAACACCAACUCAAACCUUUAA
Molecule: messenger RNA, 4245 nt
Organism: Onthophagus taurus
Lineage: Eukaryota; Metazoa; Arthropoda; Insecta; Coleoptera; Scarabaeidae
Source: RefSeq, a predicted model, not a curated record